AUGUUUGUUGAGCUGGCCCCGGUGUUAUUGGCUCUGCCGACCCUGCUCGUGUCGCAGGUUUUGACGGUGACAGUUCCACCAGAGAGUCCAGACUCUGUCACGGCAUACCUGCUGCUCAACUGGGUGCAGUCGAUGUUUUUUGCAUCCCUGUCGCUAGUCACCAUGAUGGCGAUCUUCAGCUACAUAUCUGUGCACGAAAGAAGCAAACCAGGAAACGGUGGUGAAAGUAUUGCCAGUCCUAGCGAAACAUCGUGGUUCGCUACUGUCAAUAACAUGCUGUACUUGUGGACUCCAUUGGUGUUUUUCUUUCUGUCCACUCACUACCUUGGACUGCUAAGAGUGAUAUCCCUUUUUACGGUGUGUCAAAUGUUGAGCACCACGUCCAAAAAGUCCUCUCACCGUUCAUUUCAGAUGGAAAACAAUUACAGCGUCAGUGACUGCAGUUUUCUGUUGCUAUUUUACAAAAAGUUCCAAGUUUACAUUAUAUUCCUGUUGUCUUUCAUUUUUGACCUAAUCUACGGACUCUAUUUUGAAAAAGAAAAGUUACUCUGUCGUCUGUUCGGCUAUGUUCUAUUUAUUACCCCAUUCUUUGCGCUGACAACUAACGCCUUAAACGACAAGAUAUCAUCAAGUAACUUGGCUUUCGACUCGAACAUAAAGAUCCACUUGUUGAUAGCUGCUGCCGCUUUGCUCAAGUUGGUGUAUUCAUAUAUGGACGUAUACAAUUUCAAAAUGAUGCUGGUUUCUAUCGGGUCGCUGAUCAUAUUAUUAUUCAGUCAGUUCGAAAGUACCACUACGAACAAGCUGAAACUCCAAGUAUUGAUAAAAGACAUUGUCAGUCCGGAUUUGCUACUACAGCACUACAAGCUGAACUACUUGACUUUGAACGCUGUUGUUUUAGUCAUUACUUUUCUAAAUGAAAGCGUGAAUCCAGAUUUUUCAUUUGCAGAAGCAUUCGCAAUUUUUGUCGGAAACUAUGCAGUAAAGUUUAGUUUCAACAUACUGGUCAUGUUUCUUUUAAAUGUCGAAAAUAGCUUAAUGGUUGGAACCCGAAAUGCCGUUUUUGAUACAACAAAGGCAGAUGCAGAAACAACUCUUUUUGGAUUGUUUGUCCAGUUAAUAAAUUCAGACGAGUCCAAGUCCAUUUUCAAUUUUCUUCUUUUGAAUGUCGCAUUCAUGUUUAUUCAGUUGCUAUAUUCGUUCAGGUCAAAAUCAUUGAGUUUAUUAAGUGACUCGCUUCACAUGCUUCUUGACUGCACCUCUUUGCUUCUAGGGUUGAUGGCAUCAAUAAUCAGCAAAAAUAACCUUAAGACGCCUAGCCAGAAGUACCCGUUUGGCUUGAACAGAAUUAAAACAUUGUCUGGAUUUACCAAUGGCUCGUUACUUCUAGGUAUUGUUUUUGGUAUAUACAAUGAGUCCAUUCAAAGGUUUCUAAAUCCAGUCAAACUAGAAAAUACUACUGAAUUGUUGAUUGUAAGUUUUUUGGGAUUUUUGGUGAAUUUGGUGGGGAUAUUUGCGUUUAAUCAUGGCCAUGAUCACAGCCAUGGUCACAGCCAUGGUCACAGCCACAGCCAUGGUCACGGUCACAGUCACAGCCCCGAAAUUAGUCAAGUUCAAAGCCAGGACCAAAGUCAUAGCCACAGUCAUGGGCAUGAUAGUAGCUACAAAAGUUGUCCCUCGAAAGAUCAAAGCACAACAUGCACACAUAGUCACGACCAUGAUCAUGAUGAACAACAUAAUGACAAAGAAGAUAAUCAUACCCACUCUCACAACACUCAUGAGACUGCCAAUGAAAAAAAAGAGCUAGAAAUCAAGAUCCCAAUCGAGCCUUUAGAAGAUGACGACUGCAGCGGCAGUAUCGAUCAUCACGAUGACGAUAAUAUGCAUGGUAUUUUUCUACAUAUCAUGGCAGAUACACUAGGAUCUGUUGGUGUCAUCAUUUCAACAAUUGUUGUCAAAAUGACUGGCUGGAACUUUGUUGAUCCCCUAGCCUCGAUGAUGAUUGCUUCUCUAAUUUUUCUGUCUGCGAUUCCAUUAUUGAAAUCGUCAUCUGCAAAUCUCCUAUUAUCGUUGCCUGAUGACACAGAGGAAGAACUCAAAUACCUCCUCAACGAGGUUCUCAAGAUACCUGGUGUGAAAUCCUACACCACCCCAAGAUUCUGGCCUCAGGAUGGCCCUAAAUCUAAUCUUAUCGGUUAUCUGCAUGUCCAGUAUUUUCGGACAGAAAACUCUACGCAUAUCAAAACCAACAUUGAUCGACUGUUCAGUAAAAGUAGUGCUGUCAAAACUUUCUAUCUACAACUUGAAAAUGAAGUGGACGAAUGCUGGUGUCGUAAGGACGGUGUUUUCAGCACAUACUAA
Molecule: messenger RNA, 2361 nt
Organism: Pichia membranifaciens NRRL Y-2026
Lineage: Eukaryota; Fungi; Ascomycota; Pichiomycetes; Pichiales; Pichiaceae
Exons: 1
Coding region: 1-2361 (786 amino acids)
Biological process (GO): intracellular zinc ion homeostasis; zinc ion transport; transmembrane transport
Cellular component (GO): Golgi apparatus; membrane
Molecular function (GO): zinc ion transmembrane transporter activity
Source: RefSeq, a predicted model, not a curated record